This is a messenger RNA of Macrobrachium nipponense, 7270 nucleotides long. It is a transcript of the gene spri, whose product is annotated as protein sprint-like. Bases 236 to 5488 code for a protein of 1750 amino acids. Gene Ontology annotation, molecular function: guanyl-nucleotide exchange factor activity; small GTPase binding. The record is from RefSeq and is a predicted model, not a curated record. Lineage: Eukaryota; Metazoa; Arthropoda; Malacostraca; Decapoda; Palaemonidae. The transcript is spliced from 13 exons. Gene Ontology annotation, biological process: signal transduction; vesicle-mediated transport. Gene Ontology annotation, cellular component: endocytic vesicle; cytosol.
UCUCAGAGACAGAGGGACCUUGUUAUUAACAACCAGUGAUAGGUGUCUGUCGAGGUUACAAAUCGGUCACCCACAAGUGAACUGAAAACAUUUAGAGACAUGUAGCCAUAUUACAACGUCUUCAAGACACGUCGCAUAUUGUCUUAAAGACUGAAACAAGGUGUUGAGUCUUGAGUCUUCAUUAAGAUGUCUUAGGACCUAAACUAUUAAACCUUAAGUCUGCGUUGACUUUUAAAUGAGGAACAUGACGCGAAAAACCCAGAGGAGUUUUGUGUUGACUCCCACCAGCCUCAGUCACUUCGACUCUGGGAAAAACGGCCGUUUCUUGACCUUUAUCUCCAGGGCUUUGGAUAAGGUGCUCUCAAGGAGCAGGUGUCACAGGUGUGACGAAAGUGACUGCAUCUGUUGGAGAUACAGCAGAAGAGAUGGUGUCGCUGACAAGCAUAUGGCAAGUGUGGGAGAGCCAAACGUCACACUCCUUAGAGCAGGUCCUAGAGCAGGUGACCGCAGUCAGCCACCACAGUACGCAGGAACAGAUCACCACCACCACCACCACCACCCAAACGACAUCCCAAUCCUCUCCGGCGGGAGAAGAAAGAAGUACCCCGAUUCCUCUGGCAUCGCUCAACCUCUCAACAACAAAUCCUGGUCCAUCUACUCCCUCAUCGACGUUAACGAGCACCUCCUCUCCUCCUCCUCCUCCCCCGACGGAGAGCCCUCCCCCGCUCCCCCUCACCCACCAGAAGCAGCAGUACCUGUUGUCGGACUACCCGAAACUGCUUUCGCGUACGACCACAGCAGGGAAGAAGAGGAGGAAUCCCAGCGGGACUUCUUCUUCUGCAGCAGCAGUAGUCUUGGGCGGGAGGACGACCUCACCCACGACCUCCGUGGUGGAAUACGACGCCCCUGUGGUGAGGACAGCCUCCUCUCCGACAGCCUCUUCUGCAGCAGCCACCAGGGUACGACCAUGCUAAUGACACAGGACCUAGACCUAGCCAGCAGAAGCAGCAGUAGCAGUGGAGCUGGCGAAGAGGGCAUGAUGAUGAUGCACGUGGCCAAUGCCUCCCCACAGGCUGCUUCUACAGCUACCCCCACAGCUAACACACCUACCACGCCUGCGCAGAACUACCACCCUCACUUUCUUCACCAUCACCACCAGUAUCUCCACCAACAACACAAUAACCUUAACGACUGCUCCUCCUCACCCUCGGCCCACCGCUUCAACACCUCCUCCUCCUCCACUAACUCCUCGUUAGCCUCCUCCACCCACAAUAACAACAACAACAACACUAACACUACCUCCUCCUCAUCCUCUUCCUCAAUGACCACCGCCUCACCCUCAGCUGGUGUGUUGUCUCCGUCCUUCCAGUUCGACUAUGAUGAUGGUGGCGGGUCAGAGGUUGACGAUAACUACCAGAGUGGCAGCAUUGAUGGAUCAGAAUGUGAACCUUGUGUCAUACAGUUGGAGGAGAGGUUGAUGAAGACCAACCCCAUAUGGUUCCUCCCUGACCUGCAGAGGUCAGGAGCUGUCCAUCUCCUCCAGGGCAAAGAUGAAGGGAACUUCAUUGUACGCCAGAGCAGCAAGCCAGACACACUGGCCCUUAGCGUACGGCUUCCCCAGGACAAAGGGCCGUACAUCCAGCACUAUCUCAUCGAGAUCCACAGCAACGGCUCGUCGUACUCUCUGGAGGCUUCGGAGAAUCGCUUCGACAGCCCCCCUGCCCUCAUCUCCUACUACUCGCAGUGCUGUGAUGAAUUGCCAGUUCAACUCAGACUACCAAGAGCUAUACAGGAGGCGAAGUCACGACAUGAAUUAGCAUCCCUGGCCUUGUUGGGCCAAGAGUUUUGGGGAACUCCCAUGGCCAGCCCAACAGCCAGCACCCCAACUGCUGAUGGUCCUCCGAGCGGGGCUCCGACCCCAUCCCCUCGCCCAAAUGACCUCUCCUUCAGCAGUUUCGGCAAAGGCGGAGUCACCCGGGGCAUUUCGUCUACGAGUUUGUUAUCCCCGGUCACUCCUGUGGGAUUAGGAGCCUGUGGAGCAUCCAUGAGCAGUUCAAUUGGUGGUUCCACAUCGUCGUUGGCUCCCACUCGGCCGGCUCCACCCGUUCCCUCUCCGGGCGACAGGUCUUCCCUCAUUCUUAAUCUGGCUCCGCUGGAAGAGUUCCUGAAGGAGCAGCCACUCUCCUUCUCUUCCUUCCGCUCACAACCGUCUACGCCCGUUACUCCCCUGAAACCUGGCACUCCUGGGACAAAACCGGCUCCCCCACCUCGCUCUAGUCCCCCGGGUACUCACAGAACCUGCCACGUAAGUCCUCCUGGGUCUCAGAGGUGUAUGAACAGACUUACUCCUCCUGCUAGACUCAGUCCACCCGUCAUGUGUGACGUGGCCACUCCGACGAGUGAGAGCGGAGGGGAGCUGACUCCCCGUUCAACCCAAGCCCCACUUCCUCCUCCGCGUUGGGCAAGGCCGUGUCUGACUUCUUCCUCAACUUCAAACAUCACGGUAACCACUACUCUCACCCUUAACGUGAACCAGGUCAAGGCACUGCCUCUGCACAUAGAUGACCCUCAGGGCGUCAGUGUGCACGUGGCCAGCUUAGAAAUCUCUCCUGCCAGCUCGAAUGGUUCUCAGCCCUUUGUCACAAGCACGACCACGACUCCCAAUGGAAACCAGGCGGGAACGUUAAACGGUUGUCGAGAAGCCUUGCAUCUGCAGAUCAGACAGCAAAUUACUUCGCCCCAGAGUACGCCCUGCACACCCUGUGCCCCAGGCACUCCCCUAGGUGAAGAGUUGGGCAUGGGGAGGGGUAGAUUACGUAAUGGUAAAAGAGAACGACGUCGGCUGUCAAAUCAUUACCACGAAGCAAAUAUAAUCGAGAAUAACACACCUUACUGUAGGUCUUCUCUCGCGGAUAAAAUCAGCGAUUACGAAGACCUGUGGUCAAGCCCCCCUCGGGAACUGAUACCCACUCCGACGUCAGCACACCCAAAAAUGUCCACAUUCAAGCCCAGGAGUGAAAUAUCAAAAUCCAUGGGGGAUUUGAGCGAAAUAGCAGGGAAGUCAGUCAGUUUCACAUACGAUGUGGAAAGGAAAAAAGACGAGCAGUUAUACGAUAAUGAAAAAGUUAAUGGAAACAGCACGGAUUCGAUAAACUCGUACCAUAAGACAUCGAGUCCUUUCUACAUGGAGCCUGCAGAUGCAUUGAAAGACCAGCAACCACCCCAGGCAAGAAUAAAUAAGGCAUCAAACAAGUUGUCGAGGAAGAUAACAAAUCGCUACUCUGAUUCCAACAUUCAGUGGAAAGCCAGGAAAAGUCGUCACUCAUUAGGCAAGAUAGAUUCAAACGAAGAUCUGCAGUUGUCGUCGAGCGUGGAAAAUUUGACAAAUGGCAAGGCUCACAAUUGCUUCAAUAAGAAUUUUGAAGUUGAGAGAAAUAGGAACUUAGAAAACGAAAAAAAUGAAAUUAAUGCUAGUCAUCUGAUCGGUAAUCAGCUGAGAGAAGAAGUUCGACGGCACUCAAGAUUAGAAUGUCGAGGAAAGCCCAUAGCCCCUCCUAAAAUUAACAACGAAAAUGCUAUUACUAAUGGAGAAAGGUCGACGGAACUCCCAUGGAGAGUGGAUUCCUCUUGGAAGUAUCUCGGCGUUGGUUCUGACGAUGAAGACGGAACAGGUAUUGAGGGAAGAUUUCCAGUUGGGGACGGCGGUGGUGAAUCGGACAGCGUGAUCAUUCCUGGGGAUCGCACCGUACAGGACCUGAUAUCGGAGAAGCUCCCCGACCUGACGCUGAUGGAUGACCAGUCCAUAGCACCCAGCUGCACGACACGGAUCAGCGAGUAUGACAACGUCGCCAGGCAGAACCAGAGUCGAGAGGACGAUUUUCUCCUGAACCAGAGAUUCCAAAUGCAGCAGCAGUCACAGCAGCAGCAACAGAGAUCCUCCCGCAGCAACAUUCCCCUCGAAGAGCGUCUCCACCCACCUCUCCCAACACACUACUUCCAGUCGACGGUCAGCGAGUCAGGUACGGAGUUCUCCGAGCCGUGGGACUCCAGGAAGUGGGAGUCCAUGAUGCACUUUGACGACGAUGCCUCUUCCGUAGACCAGUAUGCACGCAGUUCCCUGUACACCCCAGCGCUAAACUUACCUCUCCUUGAGGACUCUGACAUAGGUGGUGCAGGAAUAACAGACACAGAUUCAAUAGGACCUGUCGUUCUCGAGUCGGCUCUGGUGAGCGAUGAUGACACGACCUCGGUGUCGGGAGCUCCGACAAUCUCGCUUACUAACACUAAAAAUAUGGACACUCACCUGCGGUCGAGAAUUAUGUCACCUCAACUCUUGGCACUAAGACAUCGCCAAGAUGCAGAGAAUGGAGUAGCCAUCAAGAAAUAUGCCAUGGAUUUGGGCAGAGACACAUCAACAACUUUCUGCAGGGCAGUAAGCAAUUUCAUCACGUGCACAUUGGAGAGCACGGAGCGAGAUCCAGCCGUCGUGACUCGAAAUGUCCGCCAAUUCAUGUCAGGCAUGAAGAAUUAUUUGGUAACAAGUGGGGAGAAGGAGUUCGAAGGGAUUGUUAAGAAGCAAAGGAGCAAUUUGAGAGCUACAGAAUUCCUGAACCUCGACGCCAUACUGGAGGAUGUUUUGGUAAGACUGGUUCUCCGGCCCCUGUGGGACCACAUCAACAAGCUGUUCGUCGAAGCUUAUACGGCUAACGGUUCUAUCCAGCUUCUUGCUACGAACAUGAAGUACGCUAGAUCCCAGCCUUCUGUUCGUCUCGGAGUGAGACCUAAACUAGCACCACCCAGUGGAAAUGCUCUCGACACCAUUCGGAACUUGCUGACGCGCAUGCAGAGGGUUUACGCCCCCAGGGAGAAACUGGAGUAUCUCCUCGCUACCAUUUCUCACAUAUAUCAGGCAAUGUACGAGAAUGGAGACACCCCAGGCUCGGGCGAUGCAGACGACCUAGUCCCUGUAAUAAUGUGGGUCCUAAGUCAUGCAGGACUGGUGUCAGCAGAAGUAGAGGCUGACUACAUGUGGGGUCUGCUGCUCCCAAGCGCGUCUUCAGGCGAAGCGUCCUAUUAUCUCGAGGCUUUCCACUCGGCUAUUCAUGCUCUGAAGAAUCUCUCGCCUUCACCCGAGAGUUCUCCAGGAAAUAGCCUGGAUUCGGUCAAGCAGGACGUAUCUGUUGUAUCGGAUCACGGUGUUGUGAAAAUAGUCAUCCCGGACGAGAAAAAUGGAAGCAUAGUGACUCGCACUCUGCCAAUCAGACCUGGCACGACGACCCGAGAGGUCUGCAAGAUGAUGGCUCACAAACUCCGAGUCACCAACCCUCAGGAUUACGCACUCUACAAACUUGUAGAUGGCCUUGAGAGUCUACUCACAGACAAUGAGUGUCCACACAAGGUGAAGUCGGAUCUGACGAACCACGGUUUCCACUGCACUUUUGCCUUCAAGCGCAUCGAUGCAAAGAUAGCCUGGCCGAUUCUGUCAUAAUUUCACAAAAGCAGAGACAUUAUUGGUGACCAGUGCUCAAAUACUUUAUUCACUUGGUUACACCAAUAGGCAUCUGCAAUAAACUUCAAUCUCACUUCACUGAAGUUUUGAAAUAAUGCAAAAAACUUUGAUAGGGAACGAGGUGAUCAAAAUUACUCCCAAAAUUUGCAUUACGUUAUUUUCUCCUCGAAUUUUAACGGAAUGCCAUAUUUGUCUGUCACUGUAUAUACACAUUUAUAUCAUUUUACAUAGUUAAUCCUUGGGCAUUUUUCUAUUUCAUGUUAGCAAAUGAUUUUCCUUAUUUUAUUUGCCAGAAUAAAGUAAGAGAAAUUCACGGUUUUAGGGACAAAAUCUUUUCUAUAAAAUUACCCGGUGUCGAAGACCAAAACUAAAAGGAAAUCUGAAGAAAGGUGCAUUUAUAUACUCAAUGUACUAUACACAUCAUUGUUUUUAUCUUGUAAAUAUGUUAAUAUAUUUCCAAUGUGUAUAAUUUGAAGAAUCUCAGUUUAUUGUUAGGGUACAGUAUUUGUAAUGGAAGUUAGGUUCGCACACAACUUGAAUACUGAAAUUGCAAUUCUCAUUUGCAGUGAUUUCUCGAAUUCGUGUGAUGAUUUAUGCAACUUGGAAAAAGGUAAUGGGGAAACGAUAUUGCGAUGGCGACGUACAAUUUUGUAAUCGUUUCAAUAUUAAUUCUGCAAAAUAUGACAAUACACAUUUGCUCAAUACGUUCUACUUUGCACGCGAAGUCUGUCUCUUCAGCAAUUACGAAACCAUAUGCGGUCAGAAUCUUACCAUACACAAGUUCUAAUUGUGUAAUCGUGUACUUUGAAAACCUCUUGGAACAUAUCUUAAGUCUCUCGAUUUUACGUUGCUUAACAAGUUAGGGGGACGCCAUACUCGUCUGUUACAAGAUGCACUGUCAAAAGUUGUCAAAAUAUACAGUGCCAUUUAUAAUAAUGCUCUUUUCCUUCUCCUUCAAGAAAGGAACUUAUUAUUAUUACACCUAGCGUUAACGUUAAUACAGAAUAGAUUAAAAUAAAAAUAAUAGAGGGUCAAUAUGUUUUAUUUUCUACACAGUAGUGGAUGAUUUUCUACUUUUAUAUAAUGAAGCCUAACCAUAUCACCUUUUACUUGUAGAGUAGAGACGGAUCCCGCUCUUCUUAACCUAUGUGUCGUAUUCCGCAAGGGCGAUCAGUAUGUACAUAAUGUAGUAGUUUUUACUUUUUUUUUUUUUUUCUUUUUUUUUUUGCAAAUAAUGCUGAAUGGCUGUGUUACAGUUGAUGUACAGAGUCAUUACGAUGAAUUUGCUGGAGAGCUCCUGUGUAAAGAAAGUCGUUCACAAUAAGUAUGUGACAAAUGUAGUUUACGAUAAAUACAUGAAACUGGGAUUUAGUAUGUCGUAAGAAAAUCCUUUACAAUAAAUCCAGAAAAAUAAUUAACUAAAUACCCAAAAAAGUUAUUUACAAUUAAUACAUAACAAAAGUUAAUGAUGGAGAGAGAUAAACUUAAAUCUACGAGCCAUUAAUAACUUUGUUGGAUUUCAAGCAGGUAAACUUUCGUAGUGCUAUAAAUUUUAGUCAGCGAGGAUUCUUACAGCAAGUUCAUCAGCCAAGAACUCUGUCUAUGUAAAACGUCUAGUCAUCGCUUUAUAAUUGUAGGUGCAUUACAGCUUUUUUUUUUUAUACACUAAUAUUAUAUUUCCAGAGUUAUGUAAUUACAGAUAUACUGGCAAAAAUUUGUCUGAAAAUAUAAAACACUUGUCGAAAUAAAAAUGGUCACAGA